This is a messenger RNA of Erinaceus europaeus (western European hedgehog), 1449 nucleotides long. RefSeq names its product GTPase IMAP family member 5. The record is from RefSeq and is a predicted model, not a curated record. Bases 325 to 1248 code for a protein of 307 amino acids. NCBI's taxonomy places the organism in Eukaryota, Metazoa, Chordata, Mammalia, Eulipotyphla, Erinaceidae. Gene Ontology annotation, molecular function: GTP binding. The transcript has 3 exons.
UUGGGGGUGGAGUGGCCCGGCUGCUCUUCCUGACUCCAGGUCCUGGUGGGGGCCAGUUUCUCUCUCUCUCUCUCUCUGCUGACCCCAAGGGCAGGUUCCCACCUGUGAAGGGUGGGGGGUAGGGGGUGCUCAGGGCCUUCUCCCUGUCUCUGUGGCUGUGUCCUGGCACCCUCUUGCCUCAGAGUGGGGCCCCUCCACUGCCUGCACCCCACUUCCUGGCUUCCUGUGGCGCAGCACCCCUGCAGGCCGGGCCCCUCUGUGUUCCUGUGUCCCCCAGAGCCAAGUGGCCCAGUGGAGCCGAAGUCGAGGUUCAGCCCGAAAAGAAUGGAAGGGGUUCACAAGAGCAAAUACGGAACCAUGAUCGAAGGCACUGCAGAAGAUAACCAGUUGGCAGCUUCAUCCUCACUAAGAAUCAUCGUGGUGGGAAAAUCUGGCAGUGGGAAAAGCUCCACCGGGAACACCAUCCUCCAGCGGCCAGAGUUCGAGUCCCGGCUGUCCGCCCAACCUGUCACCACCAAGUGCCAGAAGGCCAUUGGCAGCUGGAAUGGCAGGAGCAUCCUGGUGGUUGACACGCCCCCCAUCUUUGAGGCCCAGCCCCCCACCCAGGACACCUACAGGGACAUAGGGGACUGCUACCUGCUCUCAGCCCCAGGGCCCCACGUGCUGCUGCUAGUCACCCAGCUGGGCCGCUUCACUGCCCAGGACUCAGAGGCCGUGAGGAGGGUCCAGGAGGUCUUUGGGGAGGGGACCCUGAAGCACAUGGUGCUCCUCUUCACCCACGUGGAGGACCUGGGGGCUGAGUCUCUGCAGGACUAUGUGGCGGGCACAGACAACCUCAGGCUGCGCAGACUGGUGCAGGAGUGCGGGGGGAGGUACUAUGGCUUCAACAACAGGGCCAGCAGAGAGGAGCAGAGGGCGCAGCUGGAGGGGUUCAUGGCUGUGCUGGAGAGCCAGGAGAGGGAGCUCGAGGGCACCUUCCUCAGCAACCAGCUCUACUGGGAUGCCCAGAUGUUGCUGCAGAGUGGGGGCAGUCCCGGCACAGAGGAGCGCAGGCGCUACCUGGCCGCGGUGCAGAGGCAGGUGGAGCAGCAGAGGCAGCACCUGCAAGAGGGGUGCAGCUGCCUCAGGAGGGCGCUGCUCAGAGCCAUGAGGUGGGUGGCUCUCCACCCGGGCUUGUCUGUGGCUCUCAGCAUAGGCUCUCUGGUCCUUCUUGUCAUUAUAAUCACCUUCAGUGCUAACCGCGGCUGAUGAGCCUCUUCAGCCUUCUGCAUCCUCUUCUUCCUCUCUUUUGAAAGUCAAUAACAUCUCUGUCUCUGAUUGGCAUUCGAUUUGCUUUCUUCAUUUUUCAUUUCAUUCUUCAUUUUUCCUUCCAUAGUUUUAAUUUCUCCUCCUUGCACUGGAUGUUCCUUCCAGUGUGUUCAGGUCAAUAAAAUCCAAAGGGAAAUGAAA